UCCCUACUUUUCGAAGUUUUCUCCUUUCUCCUUUCAACUUUCAACUUUCACCUUUUUCCUUUUUUUUUUUUUUCUAUUCAUUUGCUUUGGUGAGGACUGAGCAACUACUGACUUUCCCUUCCUCAGACAAAAGACAUGACAGAUAAAUCGCGAUAGAUUGAUAGAGUUAUGAUAUGAGUGAAAGUUAAAAAGGAAAAAAAAAUCAUGAUAAUGGAAUGGGAAGAUCAAGAGAAUCAAAACCAGAGAGAGAUUUUGAAUGUAAAUGUGAAUAAUGGUGGAGUAAUGUAUGUCAAAGUGAUGACCGAUGAACAGUUGGAGACUCUCAGAGAGCAAAUUGCUGUUUAUGCCGCCAUUUGUGAGCAGCUCGUUGAGAUGCAUAAGAACCUCACUGCCCAGCAAGAUCUCGCAGGUGGUAGGCUGGGGAGCCUGUAUUGUGACCCGUUAAUGACAUCUGCUGGUCACAAAAUUACUGCUAGACAGCGGUGGACUCCAACUCCAGUGCAGCUUCAGAUUCUGGAACGAAUCUUUGAUCAGGGGACUGGAACUCCAAGCAAGCAAAAGAUCAAAGAGAUAACCUCAGAACUGAGCCAGCAUGGCCAAAUUUCUGAAACAAAUGUCUAUAACUGGUUUCAAAAUAGACGGGCUCGGUCUAAAAGGAAGCAACUGGGGUCAUCAUCCAACAAUGCUGAAUCAGAACUAGAGACAGAAGUCGAGUCACCGAAUGAAAAGAAGACGAAGCCCGAGAAUCUUCUCUCUGGGCAGAACCCUGCACCAAGGGCUGAAGAUCUCUGUUUCCAGAACCCUGAGAUAACCUCUGAACUGCAUUUCUUGGGUGUAAUGUCCAAUCCAACUACAUUCAACGGAGAUGAACAUCUGUCUGGAAAAAUGGGAAUGCCUGGGAGCUACAACAUUUAUGACCAGGCAGGUGACUACGGCAUGGCAGGGUGAGACAUGACAGCCAGGUUCUGCACACAUGCCAUCCGAGACUCGGGUUGGUGGACUAGGCUCGAGUGUGGCUCGGUUUAAUCAUGGAACCAUAGCAUGCUUAACAUAGUAAAGCUAAUACUUGUAGUAUGAACGUGAAAUGAGGCAGUUAAGUUGGAAAUAGACUUCCUAGUAUGAAUUAUGAAUAUUAGUGUGCCAUUGUGCUUUGACUUUUUCUUUUUGGUUGUUUUGUUAAUAGAAGGAACUACAUGAAUGUUUUGGCAAGUUGUUCAUUAAAUUAUAUGAUCAUGCUUGAUUUUGUUGGA
Gossypium raimondii (Peruvian cotton) is the source of this 1250-nucleotide messenger RNA. Its product is annotated as WUSCHEL-related homeobox 13. The record is from RefSeq and is a predicted model, not a curated record. Bases 205 to 948 code for a protein of 247 amino acids. Gene Ontology annotation, molecular function: DNA binding; DNA-binding transcription factor activity. The transcript has 3 exons. Lineage: Eukaryota; Viridiplantae; Streptophyta; Magnoliopsida; Malvales; Malvaceae.